Cladocopium goreaui is the source of this 515-nucleotide messenger RNA. Lineage: Eukaryota; Dinophyceae; Suessiales; Symbiodiniaceae. The record is from the annotation of a GenBank genome assembly.
UGGGUCGUAGCUCACUUCCGACGGCACCAACAACAGCUGUUGGCACAGAAUGAAGUUCACCGUCGCUAUGACAGCGACGUGCGCCACUGUCAUGGCCUUAAAACAGCAGAGGUUAACCUUCGGGCCGGAAGAGGUUCCGGUUGAAGCAGCUUGGGGUCACAGGAGCGUGGUCAGCACCGUGCACGGCCUGACCUUGCUGUUGGCCCUCGCAGCUAUCAGCACGAUGGCCAUCGGCUUGGGCAUGUUUUACUACCAGGUGGUUUCAGACGCAGAAGCCUUGCUGAAGACGCGCACGCGAAAAUUCGGCGAUUCCAACGCAGAAGGAGCGUGUUGCGAUGCAACCUAUGGUGGGGCCUUGUUGGACCCUUCGCAGGCCAAGUUCAAGGGCAAGCUGAAGGACUGCGUAAACAAUGGGCUCACUCAACCGCGCACCAUUUUGGUGGCAGCAUGAGGCGCCCCAGAUGCUGAGCCGCUUCGCCUGAUAGCCUCGCAUAGCCAGAUCUUCGCUCAUCGGG